CGCCUCUCUCUGUUCUAUUCAAUACAUCACACGGUCAACACCAAAAUUAGAAGAAAAAACAAAAAGUUACCACGUUAGCUGGUUGAUGCAAUUUUAGCUAAGCACAUCAAUCGAAAUACUCAUAAAAUGGCCAACACCGCGGAUCUAAUCCCAAAAUUUGUGGCUCUGGGAAUGAGCGAACAGAAGGCCAUCGAAACGAUAAAAAAUGCAAAUUUAACAAAGCAUUUGGAAGCGGCACUGAACGAAUGUAAAGGUGUCCAACUGGCGGAUGGAGUUGGUAUGCUACUCUACCAUUUGGCCACCAAAAUUAAACCACAAAUCGUCCAAAAUGGCCUACCAAUUUUGGUUAAGUUGAUUGUUGACAAGAAGUUGGACACAACUGUUCGAAUAGAUGUUGCCCUGGAUUUCGUUCUGAGUCGGGGCCAAUCGAAGGAAGCUAUUAACAUUGCUGAACUGGAGACAGCUUGUGGGGUUGGCGUUGUCGUAACACCGGAACAGAUUGAAUCGGCCGUCGAUGAGGUUAUCAAAGCCAAUAAGCCCGCCAUCAUAGAGCAACGAUAUCGCUUUAAUGUUGGGAAAAUAAUGCAAGAAAUUCGUACGAAAUUGCCAUGGGCCGACGGUAAACAUGUUAAGAGCGAAAUUGAAGUGCAGCUAUUUGAUUUGUUGGGCGAAAAAACUGCUGCUGAUCUGGCUCCACCGCCGAAAGUCGAAAAGAAACCGAAGGAGAAGAAAGAGCAGGCGAAAGAGACUGCAUCGGCAGCGGAAAGCUCUUCCGUUAAAGAUGGUGCGCAUUCCAUAGCAGAGCUAAUGAAAAAGGUACGUUUUCAUGCGCCCGGUGAAAAUCACAAGACUGACGGCUAUGUCGUUACUGAACAUACCGAAAGACUUCUGAAACAACAUCUGAAAGAAACAUCCGGCAUGGUACGAACUCGUUUUCCACCAGAACCGAAUGGCAUUUUGCACAUUGGUCACGCCAAAGCAAUUAACAUCAAUUUUGGCUAUGCUGCAGCUCAAAACGGCACCUGCUACUUACGUUAUGAUGAUACAAAUCCCGAAAAGGAAGAAGAAAAAUUCUUUAUCGGCAUCAAAGACAUGGUCGAGUGGUUGGGGUACAAACCUGCGAAAAUCACGCACUCAUCGGAUAACUUUCAGCAACUGUACGAUUGGGCAGUGGUGUUAAUCAAAAAGGGUUUGGCCUACGUGUGUCAUCAGGGUGCCGAUGAAAUGAAAGGAUUCAAUCCGUUACCUUCGCCUUGGCGUGAUCGCCCCAUUGAGGAGAGUCUUCAACUUUUCGAGGAUAUGAAAAAUGGAAAAAUUGACGAGGGUCAAGCUACACUUCGUAUGAAAAUCACAUUGGAAGAAGGAAAAAUGGAUCCAGUCGCUUAUAGAAUAAAAUUCGUUUCUCAUCAUCGCACGAAAGACGAAUGGUGCAUCUAUCCAACCUACGACUACACACAUUGCCUCUGCGACAGUAUCGAAAACAUUACGCACUCAUUGUGCACAAAGGAGUUCCAGUCCCGUCGAUCGUCCUACUACUGGUUGUGCAACGCAUUGGACAUUUACUGUCCCGUUCAAUGGGAAUAUGGCCGACUGAAUGUCAACUACACUGUUGUUUCGAAGCGAAAAAUCGCUAAACUCAUUACCGAAGGCAUCGUAGAGGAUUGGGACGAUCCCAGAUUAUUUACAUUGACAGCAUUGCGACGACGAGGAUUUCCGGCGGAAGCAAUUAACAAUUUCUGUGCACUCGUCGGUGUCACCGGAGCUCAGGGAGCUAUUGAUCCGUCCAUGUUAGAAGCAUCAGUUCGCGAUUAUUUGAAUUCUACUGCGUCUCGAGUUUUGGCGGUGCUUGAACCGCUGAAAAUCACCAUUUCGAACUUCCCAUACGACAAGCCGCAACGAAUAACCGUACCGAAAUUUCCGAACGAUCCGACACUCGGCAGCCGUGAUAUCGUGUUUGAUAAAGUAAUUUAUAUCGAACAGAGCGAUUUCAAAGAAGUUCCAGACAAGGGAUAUCGUCGAUUGGCUCCCGAGCAAACCGUUGGACUUCGGCAUGCCGGUUUUGUGCUGAAAGUUGACAGAGUUGUCAAAAAUGAUCAAGGAAUCGUCACGGAACUCGUUUGCUCAUGCCAAAGUACAGACACAGCUGCCAAACCGAAAGCGUUCGUGCAGUGGGUAUCUCAUCCCAUUGAAAUAGAGGUCAGACUAUAUGAAUCGUUGUUCCGGCAUAAGAAUCCGGAAGAUGCGAAUGAAGUGCCUGGAGGAUUUUUGAGUGAUUGUGAUCUGAACUCGUUGACCAAAUUGACUUCGUACGUGGAUGCGUCAUUGAGCAAGUGCCAAGUCUACGAAAAAUUCCAAUUCGAACGGAUUGGAUUCUUCUCUGUUGAUCCGGAUUCAACCAGCAAACGCUUAGUGUUCAACCGCACUGUAACAUUGAAGGAAGACUCCGGCAAGAACUAAUGGUUCAUCUUAAUACUUUGUUAUAUUUGACGAAAUAAAAUGAAAUUUUGUGGAUAA
Bradysia coprophila is the source of this 2514-nucleotide messenger RNA. RefSeq names its product Glutaminyl-tRNA synthetase (gene GlnRS). Gene Ontology annotation, cellular component: aminoacyl-tRNA synthetase multienzyme complex; cytosol; cytoplasm. Gene Ontology annotation, biological process: glutaminyl-tRNA aminoacylation; translation. The record is from RefSeq and is a predicted model, not a curated record. Gene Ontology annotation, molecular function: ATP binding; glutamine-tRNA ligase activity. Lineage: Eukaryota; Metazoa; Arthropoda; Insecta; Diptera; Sciaridae.